AGGUCUUAUUUAAUCGAUUCCUCUCUUUCUUCGAACCCCUACAAGUUCGACUCCUGUAUAAAAAGUCGCACAUCGCUGCAUGCCCUUGUCGCUGUAACUAUAUUCUCGGCAUUAUGGUUCGCUUCGUUUCUUCUCUGCUCCUGGCCUCUUUGGCCUCCACAUUCGCUUGGGCCGAUACUAUCAAGUGCGACGCUAAUAACAAAUGUCCGGAGAAAUACCCUUGCUGCUCUCAAUAUGGUGAAUGUGGAACUGGCGCUUACUGUCUUGGCGGCUGUGAUCCCAUGCAGUCGUUCAGUCUUGAUUCCUGCAUGGCCGAGCCGGUUUGCAAAAGCAAGACCUACAAGUGGGACAACCUCGACAGUGCUGCGCUGAACACCAAAUAUCUUGGUAACGCGUCGGCGUCCGACUGGGUCUACAGCGGCUUCCCCAAGGUCGAGGAUGGCAACCUGAUCCUCACCAUGCCGAAGAACAGCGUGGGCACUUUGUUCGCAAACAACCACUACGUCUGGUAUGGUAAGAUCAAGGGUAAGGUAAAGAGCAGCCGUGGCAAAGGUGUCGUGUCUGCUUUUAUCCUGCUUUCGGACGUCAAGGAUGAAAUUGAUUUCGAGUUCGUCGGCUACGACUUGGAUAACGUCCAAACCAACUACUACUGGCAGGGCGUCCUCGACUACAACAACGGCGGAAAGGCCCCCACGGGCAGCAGCACUUUCGACGAAUGGCAUGAGUAUGAAAUUGACUGGAAGCCCGAGGCCAUCACCUGGUCAGUUGACGGAAACGUCAAGCGGACGCUGACUCGGGAAUCCACCUGGAAUGAGACUGCCAAGCGCUACCAAUUCCCUCAGACCCCUUCGAGAAUGCAAUUGUCUCUUUGGCCCGCCGGUCAGGCAAGCAACGCCGAAGGUACCAUUGAGUGGGCUGGUGGUGAGAUCGACUGGGACAGCGAGGACAUCAAGGACAAGGGCUACUACUAUGCGGAAUUCGGAGAGAUCACUGUUGAAUGCUAUGACCCUCCGUCGAACUCGGGGGAUGGCAAGAAAUCGUACAUCCUCACGAACAAGGACGGUCUUGAGGGCUCCUUCAAGCUCACCAACAACGACACUGUGCUCGCCUCUCUUGGUGCGACCGGUCUCAACCCAGAUCUCGGCGCCAGCUCCUCUUCGUCCUCGUCUUCGAGCUCGUCCACUGGCAACAGCGUUCCUGAAAACCGCGGUGGCUCCGGUAAUGAGCCUGGUGUAAGUGGCUCCAACAGCACCAGUAGUAGUGGCAGUGGCAGCGGCAGCGGCAGCAGUGAUUCUGGAUUCAGCCAGGGGAGCAACGACGACAGCAACAACAGCAACAACAACUCGAAUGGCGCCGCCUCUGCGAACGAGCGUGUCAUGAAGGGUUCCUUCUUCGCCGUCUUGGUCGCUGUCGUCGUGCUGGUUACUCUAUGAACCAGUGACUAUUAAUUUGGGCCCUUGCCUUCAUUCUUGAAUAUUCUUCUCUUUCUUUCUUUCUUUUUUUUUUUUCUUGGGUAUAUAACAACACUUACCCCCAUUCCAUACCCACACGGUUUUGG
Molecule: messenger RNA, 1558 nt
Organism: Aspergillus pseudonomiae
Lineage: Eukaryota; Fungi; Ascomycota; Eurotiomycetes; Eurotiales; Aspergillaceae
Gene: utr2
Product: putative cell wall glucanase (Utr2)
Exons: 4
Coding region: 114-1433 (439 amino acids)
Biological process (GO): fungal-type cell wall organization; carbohydrate metabolic process
Cellular component (GO): fungal-type cell wall
Molecular function (GO): glycosyltransferase activity; hydrolase activity, hydrolyzing O-glycosyl compounds
Source: RefSeq, a predicted model, not a curated record